Periophthalmus magnuspinnatus is the source of this 2203-nucleotide messenger RNA. RefSeq names its product unconventional SNARE in the ER 1 homolog (S. cerevisiae) (gene use1). NCBI's taxonomy places the organism in Eukaryota, Metazoa, Chordata, Actinopteri, Gobiiformes, Gobiidae. Gene Ontology annotation, biological process: retrograde vesicle-mediated transport, Golgi to endoplasmic reticulum. The transcript is spliced from 8 exons. Gene Ontology annotation, cellular component: SNARE complex; endoplasmic reticulum. The coding region runs from base 50 to 823 and encodes 257 amino acids. Gene Ontology annotation, molecular function: SNAP receptor activity. The record is from RefSeq and is a predicted model, not a curated record.
AGCUACGUCAUAACAGUGCGACGGCGUAGCUGUUCAAGCAUCAUCAAACAUGGCUUCUAGACUAGAAAUAAAUUUUAUUAGAUUGCUUUCUCGUUGUGAAUCUAUUGCUUCAGAUAAACGAGGAGAGACGGAAUGGAGACUGGAGAAGUAUGUGGCUGCUUUGGAGGAGAUGCUGGUUGCACUGAGGAAAAACCCAAGCAAACCAACGCCAGAGGUUUUGACAGAAUAUACAAGAAAAGUAGAUUUUCUAAAAGGACUUCUUGAGGCUGAAAAACUAUCUUCACCAGCUGAAAAAGCAUUAGCUAAUCAGUUCCUUGCUCCUGGGCGAACACCAACAAUUUCAAAUGAGAGGAUGUCUGCCACUAAAACUGUCCACAUGCAGACCAAAGCCCGGUGCACAGGAGAAAUGAGAGCGGAGUUGCUCUCCACGAAUCCACCCCAAAAAGGUGCAACUGAAACAGAACUGCGAAACAGAAGAGGUCUGCCGGUGGAUGAACAUCAGUCUGCAGCGGAGCUUGAUGCUGUUCUUCAACACCAUCAUAACCUUCAGGAGAAAUUGGCCGAAGACAUGCUCAAUCUGGCCAGAAACCUGAAAAAUAACACACUGGCUGCACAAAACAUUAUCCGUCAGGACAACCAGACAUUGAGCCAGUCCAUGCGUCAAGCUGAUCUGAACUUUGAAAAGCUUAAAACAGAGUCUGAACGGCUGGAGCAACACACAAAGAAGUCUGUGAACUGGCUGCUGUGGCUCAUGCUCAUCCUGGUGUCUUUCACCUUCAUUAGUAUGAUCCUCUUCAUCAGAAUCUUCCCCAGACUCAGAUGAUCACUAAUCAGUGCUACUUAACUUUAAAGUCUUCACAAGAACUACAACAUACCUGUUUACUAAUAUGAAGUAGCCCUGUUGUAGCACUGGGUUGAUGGACACUUGGAAAAGAAACAAAUCAGAUUUUCUGUAAUAAUUUUUCUCUUAUGCGAUUCUUUUGAUGGUAAUUUUUAGUUUUUACAUUAUUUUUGAGAAACAAAAAAUGUAAUUGCCUUUAUUAUACUCAUUCUCAAUGUAGGCCCAACAACAAAGAAAUUUUAUAAAAUCAUCCACUCAAACAUGUAUAAAAUCAAAUUAACAAAAUUUUUCUUGCCCUGACCCAAAUCCAUCAAGCUGCUAAAAAGGUAUCCUACCUUUCGUUUGUUCCACCUAUAUAAAUGAAAGAAAACAUUCAAAUUUACAUUGUAUGUAUUUCUAUGUCUUCCAAUGCUAAUAUGUUUGGUAUUUAUUAAUUGCCCUUUAAUAUAUGAUAAAAUACUACCGCCUGUGUAUAAUCUGUAUAAAGUGCAAUUUAAGCACUUUAUUGUUAGUAUAACAUUUGAAUACAUCAUAACUUUUUUUCCUUUUUUUUGCUUUGAUGUUUGAUUUUGCAAAUAGAUUUUAUAUUUUACAUUAGAGUAGUAACAAAUGGUAGAGGAACAAAGCAUUACACUUACAUAUUUAUACUUGGUUUUUAUCUUCAACUAAGCCUAGUUUAUAUUGUCAUUGAAUUUAUUUCUGGAGUAGCACUACACCACAUGUGUUUGCUCAGGCAGUUUCUCACAACCGACCACAGCCCUCCAGUCUUCGAUUCUCACCACUCAGUGAGUGCAGUAACCUCUUUUGUCCUGUGAGGGUCAGUCUUGGCUUUCACCUAAUGAUCAUAGUGACCUUGAUGACCUGCAUGCAUUGCAGCCUGAUUGAGCCAUAAAUCUGUUUAAAAUAUGAUUCUUUUUAAAGAUAUGAUGUGAUGCUUGAAAAGAGUUCAAAUGUUAAACUUUGACCAAUACACUGUAUAAGAGUAUGUUUGUGUAUUCAAGUUGUUAGUCCAGUGGCACUACAUUAGUAAACAUGCUAUGCUCUUAACUAAAACUGAGGUUAAAAGAUCUUCAAAGAAAGCGCUGGAUCCUAAUGCAUUCCUAGUGUGUGUUUGUGUCUUGUGUUGCAGCCCUGCUUGUCCAGGCUUGCUGUGCCGCUGGUCUUUCUGUAUUUUGGCCUUCAUUGCUUUGGGCUGGGCUCAGGUCUAGCUACAGCACUGGGUAUUUUAGAUCUCUGGGGGGCAUUCUGCCUGCUGAAGCCGAAGUAUGCAGGCCACCAUAAGGCCAAAUGAGGUUGUGUCUCAGUAAAAUCAUCAUCCCUUAGAUUAACCGCAGCUGUUUGCACCUCCAUUCUCAGGGCUUU